Molecule: messenger RNA, 1043 nt
Organism: Ipomoea triloba (trilobed morning glory)
Lineage: Eukaryota; Viridiplantae; Streptophyta; Magnoliopsida; Solanales; Convolvulaceae
Product: vacuolar iron transporter homolog 3-like
Exons: 1
Coding region: 152-838 (228 amino acids)
Biological process (GO): intracellular manganese ion homeostasis
Cellular component (GO): membrane
Molecular function (GO): manganese ion transmembrane transporter activity; iron ion transmembrane transporter activity
Source: RefSeq, a predicted model, not a curated record
UUUUUUUGGUUAUAAAUAGCCUAGGAGAAGCUGUGUGGCAACCACACUCUCAUUCAUCUACUCCUUUAAUAAUUUAGCUUUAUUUAACUCAUCUUAGCUUCUUCAUAUAGACAAGCUAUCCUAGCUAGCUUGUUCUUGUUAUUGUUGUUCCAUGGCGGCUUCUAAUAACCAUGCAUUCCAGCAAGAACCCAAGCAUGUUAUCCCUAACAAUGGCGACAUGGAGCACCAACCGAGAUCGCUGGACGAAGAACAUAAGAAAGCGGGAUUUGAUUACGCAAAGCGGGCGCCGUGGCUCCGCGCGGCGGUUCUAGGAGCCAACGACGGAUUAGUCUCCAUAGCUUCUUUGAUGAUGGGCGUUGGGACGGUGAAGCAAGACAUCAAGGCCAUGAUCCUCACCGGAUUCGCCGGCAUGGUGGCCGGCGCGUGCUCCAUGGCCAUCGGAGAGUUCGUCUCCGUGUAUUCGCAGCGCGACAUAGAAGUCGCGCAGAUGAAGAGGAACAAGAACCGGAACGGGGAGGUCGACGCCGGGGAAGAAGAGGGAGAGAGUGACGGCGACGAUUUGCCGAAUCCCAUGCAGGCGGCGGCGGCGUCGGUGGUUGCUUUUGCAAUGGGCGCAAUGGUGCCUUUGCUAGCGGCGUCGUUUAUAAAGCCUUAUAAGGUGAGGAUUGGGGCGGUGAUUGCGGCGGUUACUGUGGCUCUGGUGGUUUGUGGGUGGCUUGGGGCGGCGUUAGGCGGUGCACCUAAGGGUAAAGCCUCGGUUAGGGUUUUGAUUGGGGGGUGGCUUGCCAUGGCUAUAACAUCUGGAUUAACAAAGUUGAUUGGUAUAAAAAGCGAAUAAAAUUAAAUCCAUCAACUUUAGGUACAUAUAUAUAGCUUGUAUAUUUCUCCUGUAUUCUCAUCCAUUUGUUAAGAGAUCAGGCAGAUCCGCCAAGGACGUAGCAGGUUUAAUGAUCAAAUAUAGCAGACUAAUAAUGUCUUGUACCUCAAUCCACAUGUAAUAUAAUGUCUUCUCAUCUCAUGUAUUACAAUAUUUCUUCUCAAAA